Molecule: messenger RNA, 916 nt
Organism: Pieris rapae (cabbage white)
Lineage: Eukaryota; Metazoa; Arthropoda; Insecta; Lepidoptera; Pieridae
Exons: 4
Coding region: 135-800 (221 amino acids)
Source: RefSeq, a predicted model, not a curated record
ACCACUCAUUCAAAUUAUUUUAUUGGGCCUAAGCGUGUGUGUGUGUAUCUUGUGUUGAUUUCGUUUACCUACUUAGUGAAAUUGAGUGGCUGCUUUGUUUCAUAAUUUUGAACCUAAAUUUGGUACUUACCAACAUGUCUUCAGUAUGUUGUGGAACUAAAAAGCAGAAAUUAAACAAUUCUUAUAGUAACCAUGAUGACCGACCCUUGAAUGGUUACAACGAAUCAGUGGCUAUUCCUGAUAUGUGUUACUUUUGUUUCGAUGUUUUGUAUUCUCAGCUGCAUAGCAUGGACCCACCGCAAACACCUAAUUUUACGAAUGAGGCAUUUCCCCUAUUUGUAACUUGGAAAAUUGGUAAAGAGCAUCGACUUAGAGGGUGCAUAGGCACAUUCAAUGCCAUGCAUUUACAUUCAGGCCUUCGGGAAUACGCAAUAACAAGUGCCUUUAAAGACUCCCGCUUCUCCCCAAUUACACGGGAGGAAGUCCCCCGGUUGACGGUUUCCGUGUCUAUCCUGCAGCAUUUCGAGGAAGCCGAGCAUUACCUAGACUGGAAGCUGGGAAAACAUGGAAUUCGCAUCGAGUUCGUGAGCGAACGUGGCUCGAAACGCACUGCAACCUACUUACCUCAAGUUGCUACUGAACAAGGCUGGGACCAAAUACAAACAAUUGAUUCUCUCCUCCGAAAGGGUGGAUACAAAGCAGCCAUUACAGCUGACAUGCGACGGAGUAUUAAGCUGACUAGAUAUCAGUCAGAGGAAAUCUCCGCUUCCUACAAUGAUUAUAUCAACCAACGUUGCUAGCAAAUAGCCUCUCAGCCCUGCUUAGGGUACCCUAACACGUUAUUCGCGUAUCCACCUCCUUUUAUAUAUCGGACAAACGAGAGUGACAGUGUUAACGUAGCAUCUAAGAAUACAUA